CACAUUCUCGCGAGAUGAGAUUUGUGACGUUUGGAUUAGCGGUCCGGAGGGAUUCAAGGAGCAAAGCGUUAAAGGUGCUGCGGGACUUUUAAACAGCGAUUCGGGACUGCUGGCUGUGUUAAGAAAAUCGGGACUGUCCCAGGAAAAGCAGUACUGCUGGGCGAAAAAUAAAACCAACAGGUCAUGUCUCAACCAACUAAACAUUUUCAUGGGAUUUUGCACCCUGUAUCAAAAACACAAGGUGGGAAUUUUCUCGUGGCUAUAAAACAAGAAAAAGUAGAAGUCCAAACAGUUGGUGAUAAGAGCACAGGGGGAGAGGAAGAGCCUGUAAAAAAACGGGGAUGGCCAAAAGGAAAGAAGAGAAAAAAGAUCCUUCCCAAUGGCCCCAAAGCUCCAGUCACAGGUUAUGUUCGAUUUUUGAAUGAGCGAAGAGAGCAGAUUCGAGCACAGCAUCCAGAUCUUCCUUUCCCUGAGAUUACAAAGAUGCUUGGGGCAGAGUGGAGCACACUGCCAGCACAUGAGAAGCAGAGAUACUUAGAUGAAGCUGAGAGGGAUAAGCAGCAGUAUAUGAAAGAGCUUCGAGAAUACCAGCAGUCGGAAGCAUACAAGAUGUGUGCAGAAAAGAUCCAAGAGAAAAAAAUUAAAAAAGAAGAAACCAGUGCGGCAGCUAUCAGCACCUUGUUAAAUGGACACAUACAAAAAACUGGUGAUCCCCAGACUGAUGGGUUUUCCAGUUUUGAUAUGACUAUAUUUACAGAAGAGUUUCUGGAUCAGAACAAAGUCCGUGAAGCAGAGCUAAGAAGACUGCGCAAGAUGAAUAUGGAGUUUGAGGAGCAGAAUGCUAUCUUACAACGACACACAGAGAGCAUGAAUUGUGCCAAGGAGAGGCUAGAACAAGAACUUGCUCAGGAGGAAAGGCAAACAAUGGCUCUCCAGCAGCAGAUUCAAACUAUCCGCCAGAUUCUAUUGUCUAGCUUUUCUUCCUUGCCAAUUCCAGGUACAGGGGAGACACCAACAUUAGGAAACCUUGAUGUGUACAUGGCCAAACUUCAUAAUCUGAUAGAGGGUAACCCAACUCAACAUGAAAAACUGGUUAUCAAGAUAAAAGAGGUUUUGUCCCGGAUAAACAGUGAUCACCUGUGAUAUGAAAAGUGGAGAAGCAGAGAAAACCUCUAUCAGCUCUUCAAAAUUUUAUAAAAGUAGGGCAAGAAGGUGUCUGGUAUUUAACUAUGUGUAAAGUGGAAGAAUGACAGGCAAAUAGGAAAAUUAAUGGAAAAAAAUGUGAAAGAACUUAUGAUGACUAUUCCUUUUCAGUUAUACAAUUCCUUGCUAUUUAUACAAAAAUCUCAAUUAAGCACAGACAUAGCAGCUCUGUCUGUCUCAUCAUACAUUUCAGCUUAAUCUGUAGGUUCAGAAUUCAGGUCAAACAGAUAAAAUACAUACAUGUUGAAAAGUACAAAUAUGCAUAUUUUAAAUCGUCCUGCUAAAGCUCAUAGCAUUUAAAAGAAGAUUUAAAAUGUUAUUAAAAAACUUAAAUUAUAUAAAGAAAGAAUUAUAAAUUAGACUAAAAUAGAGAAAACAUCUUACAUUAUACAGAUUGACAACCGUGCAAAUAUGUACAAUACUAUAAACAAUUUUCUAGCAAAUUUGUGGAUGUUUUGGGAGUAAAAUAUGACAAUAUACAUAUACACAGAAUAUGUAAUUAAACAAGUUCCUUUGUCAAUAAUAAUUGUAUUGAAAUAUAUUAAUGGACACUCUAAGAUGAAUUCCAGUUUUAAAAUGGUUUAUUUAUAAAUUGAAAAGGAACUUGAAGAAAUGUUCUAUGUCUUAAAAUGUAAUUAAAUUAAAUAGAAAAUGGUCUAAGAUGAAACACUACAAAGAACUGGAAUUUAAUAGUUGCUAAUUGCAACUAAGGCUAUAACGCUUUGAUUAAUUAUGUUCCAUUUUGUCUCUUGCUUGUACUAUGUCUGACUUAUCCAGAAAGCAGAUCAUGCAGAGUAGAGAUAAGAAAUGUUUGAUAAACAUAGGUAAUUACAGAUAAAUUAGGCCAGGCCACUUUAGAUGACAUUGCAAAAUUUCUCACUGAUUUGUCUGGAACGUGUGUUGUAUUGCCUUGAAAAAGUUUUUUUCAUAAAAUAAAUGUUUUGUUCUGGUGUAAACAAUGAA
Xenopus laevis (African clawed frog) is the source of this 2166-nucleotide messenger RNA. It is a transcript of the gene hmg20b.L, whose product is annotated as high mobility group 20B L homeolog. NCBI's taxonomy places the organism in Eukaryota, Metazoa, Chordata, Amphibia, Anura, Pipidae. The record is from RefSeq and is a predicted model, not a curated record. Gene Ontology annotation, cellular component: nucleus. The transcript has 10 exons. Bases 184 to 1143 code for a protein of 319 amino acids. Gene Ontology annotation, biological process: regulation of gene expression. Gene Ontology annotation, molecular function: DNA binding.